This is a messenger RNA of Mya arenaria, 2052 nucleotides long. RefSeq lists its product as uncharacterized. NCBI's taxonomy places the organism in Eukaryota, Metazoa, Mollusca, Bivalvia, Myida, Myidae. The transcript has 10 exons. The record is from RefSeq and is a predicted model, not a curated record. Bases 135 to 1889 code for a protein of 584 amino acids.
CGGAAGAUAUUGGCGGUGACGAAGUAGCCACGUUGUUACAGAUCGAUUGUUCCAUACCAUAUGCGACCGAGCGUGUGUUUUCGUCGACCGCGAAGGUGAAGGUUACGGCAAGGGGAACUGCCGCUGUAGUGAAUAUGACUUUUACAGAAUAUAAAAAACAACAGUUCACCACUUCGCAUGAGGACACCACGUGGCUGGAUGCACAGGUCGGAUGCGAGGUAGAGGGUGGUACCACGGUAACGGAUGAGAAUUACUGGCAUGCUAAACAGAGCCCAUUGCUCACGUUUAUGUUGCGAAACAGAGUGAGAGAGAUCUGGGUGGGAAAACUUUUCACUUUAACUAAAAAAGAGUGCGUAAAGGUCAACAGCACUUUCUUCACAAGUAGCAAGGGAAUCAUGGUGAAGACGAUGCAAACAUGUGCUAUACAGUGCUCAGAAUACGACUUCUUCGCUUUCCAUCGUACAAAAUGCUACUGUUUGGAUGACAGUCCUGGGGUCCUUAGCUUGGAGAGAGAUUGUACAUACCCUUGUCCUGGCAGCCUUGGGGAACUGUGCGGAGGGCCAAACACCAUUACACUCUACAGUUUAGAUGCAGCCACUACCUGUCCGCUCCUAGGAUAUGAUUCCAAUGGUUAUUUGACAUCCACAAAUGCCAACUGCUCAACGACACAAAGAUACAUUUGUCAAAAAGAAUUAUGUGGGCAAACGUAUGUAGACUACUAUGGUUCCUUUAGUUUUACGAAGUCAGGUAAGAACGAAUGUAACUGGACAAUCAGUGUGGCGUCUCACGUGUCUGUGAACGUGAGUGUUGUCAUGGGCACUUCUCUCGAAAGCUGUCGCAAUCACAAUCUUAGUAUCUUUACUCCAACCGCUUUGAUCGCUGAUUCAAGGCAGUCGCUAUGUAAGAGUGGAAAUAUCAAAAUCUCCGGGCUGGGUCCAGUCUUCAUCCACUUAACGACAGAUGGCACAAAACCAACCACAGUGGACGUCCGAUGGUAUACAAAUACUACAAGCGACAGUACGCUAACAACUGAAAAGAGAGAUGUUUAUACAAGUAAGUCACUGAUACAUAUCGAUACGACGGCAGACGUCAGUAAGUCACCGAAACAUAUCGAUACGACGGCAGACGUUAGGAAAUCAACGAUAUUUAUCAAUUCGACGGAAGACGCGGGCGAGGAUGAGCAGGAUGAGCAAUCCGAUGAAAACAAGAUUGCUUUGUAUGUCCCGGUCACUAUUACUUCGUGCGUUAUUGUUGCCGCCGCCAUCUUUGUAACGAUUUGUCUAAGACAAAAACGUGCAAAGAAGAAUCCCAAAAGAAAGGUUAACGAAAACAUUUAUUCAUACACAACAACCGAAAUUCAAGCCCAAAACUCGACCCCUUCGGAUCCAAAAUGCGAACUGGGCGAAUAUAUUGAGGUUCACAAUCAGUCACCACGAUCUGCGGCUUACGUGAUCCCAAUGGACCAGGACGCCAGCAAUCAGGAGUACAACACUCUACACCAGCGGCUAGAGCCAACCUACUCACACCCUCAAGAAAACGUCUAUAACGAAACCAAGAAACCAUCCAGUGUUUACGGGCAGUACGACAUCUCGACCGUAUCUACUUUCACCAAGAAUAGCUCGAAUAAGUCGCAAGCAAUGACCGAUAAUGUUUACAAUACUUGUAUAUCGCGUGACGGGCCCUGUGGCGAUUACGACAGUCAGUAUGAUGUCUCGUCUGCAUCCGCUUUCAACAAGAGCUCCGGUAAAUCUAAAGGUCAAACGGACAAUGUUUACAAUACUUUCCAAACGCCGGACGACACAGAAUACUCUGAGACGACUUUUCACACCAAAGAGAAAGAAACGUUGCCGACAGACAAUGAAUACGGUGUGGUCAAAAGACAAACCUAGCGGUGCAAUGUUUGAGUGACAACACCAUGCAUUUAGCAGCUGUAUCUAUAUAAUUGAAACAGAUUAUAACAAACUUUAAUUCAAAGGAUUGCAUGUUUCGCACAUAGGUAAAUUUGAACUUGGUAUUAAAAGCUUUAAUGUAUAAAUUAAAUGAUCACCAUGA